Messenger RNA from Penicillium soppii, 1398 nucleotides. RefSeq names its product putative exopolyphosphatase. The coding region runs from base 1 to 1398 and encodes 465 amino acids. Gene Ontology annotation, molecular function: exopolyphosphatase activity. The record is from RefSeq and is a predicted model, not a curated record. The transcript has a single exon. NCBI's taxonomy places the organism in Eukaryota, Fungi, Ascomycota, Eurotiomycetes, Eurotiales, Aspergillaceae. Gene Ontology annotation, cellular component: cytoplasm.
AUGACUCUCCUCCAAUUCUUGCGACAAGCUCGUCAAGUGCACCUCAAAUACAUUUCGGGUGCCUUGUCCGAGUCCCCAAUCUAUGUGGUUGGCAACCCGUCUGCUGACCUUGACUCCAUCGUCUCGGCAAUUAUCUACUCCUACUGCGCAAACAACCGCCUCCCAAUUCAAUCUCCACGACCUCAUAUCCCACUCUUGAACUUGCCCAAUGUACUAGCAGGUCCAGAGUUGUAUCGAUUGCGACCUGAAUUCGUGACUGCACUAUGGUCGUCAACUAACCUCCCCGCCCUGCGGAGUGAGGACAAAUUUGAGAAUAAUCAACAUUCAGCGGGCAAUCUCCUACGCGAGCAUUUUUUGACCGUCGCAGACUUCGCGCAGUCCCUAGAGGACCAAAAGGUCUUGAAACAGAUAUUGACGGAGUCAGUUCUGGUCGACUGGAAUGCGUUGCCUUACCCUUCGAACCAUGACAAGGGCUUCGGAUCCCUGACAGGGUUGUCAGGUGUGUCCUUCCGAGUAUUGGGAUGCAUCGACCACCAUAUCGAUGAGAACUAUAUGCCUAGCGCCGAGUCACUCCCAAAGGAUCAGCCGCUAAUCAUCCAGCCCGGACCUGGCUCAUGCGCAUCUCUCAUCACCAGAGAAUUGCGACAACGAGGUCUGUGGGAAGAAACGGCGGAGAUGGCGCAGGUGGCAAAGCUCGCUCUUUCUGCGGUGCUAAUCGAUACUUCGAACCUCACUGCCGAGGGAAAAGUCACCGAUGUAGAUCACGAGGCUGUGCGAUCGCUGCGAGGCCAGAUUAAGGGGCAAUUGGAGGCCUCAACCGUCGAGCACAAGUGGGAGAUGGAGAAAUUUUACAACGCUGUUCUCAGUGCAAAGCAGAAUAGCCUUGAUCUGCUCACUCUUGACGAGGUUUUGGACCGCGAUUAUAAGGAUUGGACUGAGACAUCACAGACUUCUGGCAAGACUGUGAAAAUGGGCUUUUGCUCCUCUGUCAAGCCGAUGAGAUGGAUUGUGCAGAAAGCAGGCAAGCCAGAGCAAUUUCUAGAUGCGGCACUCUCGUUUGCAUCUUCAGCCGAGAAAGACUUGGAUGUGCUCGUUGUUAUGACUGCGUUCACUGCGAGUGAUGGUCACUUUUGCCGAGAACUCUUUGUUGGUGUGGCGCGUGAUAAUGACACGGCUCUAGAGGGUGUCAAGGCUUUUGUUGAGCAGGCGUCUUCUAAGUUUGGACUCAUUGAGUGGUCUCCUCUGGAUGGCGAGGGCAUUCCUGAGCUCACUGGAAAUUGUCUCUCUGCGUUGAACCAGGACUUCCCCCUGUGGAGGAGACUAUGGGUACAGACUAAUGCCGCUGGAAGUAGAAAACAGGUCGCACCGUUGCUACGGACAGCUGUGGCUAAUUUGUAA